Messenger RNA from Paraglomus occultum, 708 nucleotides. The record is from the annotation of a GenBank genome assembly. NCBI's taxonomy places the organism in Eukaryota, Fungi, Glomeromycota, Glomeromycetes, Paraglomerales, Paraglomeraceae.
AUGGAGCCUACGAAAACUUAUAAGUUGGUGAAAAGAGACUACACUACUUGUAUUGGUGGAAAGAAUAUUUAUGGAUCGCUCGAUACUGUUUGUGCAACUUUUACACCUAGCACGGUUACAGUUCCGGGCAGUACAAUUACCAGUACGGUUGCCGUUGCUGCUAGUGUUAAUAAUUCUAGCCUUGCUUUAGCAGUUGGUCUUCCGCUCGCAGCACUUUCGAUGAUUGUGGGAGUGGCUAUUGUUUAUCUUAUUCGUAAAAGAUCUAGAAAACUUUCAACACCAGUGACAACAACCAGUGUAGCAAAUAAUAAUACUACUAACACGGUUGCUGAACAAACUCAGAUUCCUACUCAAUCAACUGAAAUAACAAAAACAUCAUUAGACUUAGGAAUGCCUGCUUCCUAUGAAAUUGCUCCUAUCCCCGAAGCCCGAGUUCGUGAAAGUUUGAAUCAGAAUGAAGCGGAGGCAAACUUAGAAAGAGAAAUUGCUCUUUUAGAAAAACGUAAAAAAUUAGUUGAAUUGCGGAAGCAAGUAAAGGAAUUGGAAGAAAGAAGUCUGAUUGGUACUUUCACUACUUUUUUCUUGCUUUUGGCUUUGGUUGGAAAAUCUUCAGAAAAAUUCUUAGAAGCACAAGAAAAAAACUUACUUUCCAACUUUGAUGGUGGAAAGUUUGAGUACCCGACUGAGUCUGAAAAAAAUAAUGAGUGA